CAGAAACCAGGGCGUUUUAUCAGAAUAACACAGAGUCUUGUUGGGGCUCUGAUAAAGGGCAGCAUUGUAUGGUAAUAGUUUAUAUAAGACCAUAUGACCGCUGUGCUGCGCUGGGCUCUGCUACGGUGCAGGGUAGUGGCUAGUGUCGCGGGAAUGAUUAGCAUUUUACCAACGCAUGGUGUUCACAAGCCAAGAGCCUUCUGAUUCGAUGAUAAAAUAAACACAUUUAAUUGAACCCUUCUUUGUACACAUUUUGUGUACCACCACAGCUGAAGACCUGGAAUCGAAAAUGAACUGGGGGUCCUUUUACGCCGUGAUCAGCGGCGUAAACAGGCAUUCCACCGGCAUCGGCCGCAUCUGGCUGUCUGUCAUCUUCAUCUUCAGAAUCCUGGUCCUCGUGGUGGCGGCCGAGUCGGUCUGGGGCGACGAGAAGUCUGGCUUCACCUGCAACACCCAGCAGCCCGGCUGCAACUCUGUCUGCUAUGACCAGUUCUUUCCCAUCUCACACAUCCGCCUGUGGGCCUUGCAGCUCAUCCUGGUGUCCACGCCUGCUCUCCUAGUGGCCAUGCAUGUAGCCCAUCGCAGACACAUCAACAAGAAGAUCCUGAAGAAGUCCGGGCGCGCUUCCCCUAAGGAGUUGGAACAAAUCAAGUAUCAGAAGUUUGCGAUCGCAGGCGCCCUCUGGUGGACCUAUAUGAUCAGUGUGCUGUUUAGGAUCGUUCUGGAAGUCGGCUUCCUUUAUAUAUUCUACUUGAUCUACCCUGACUUCAAGAUGUUCCGUCUGGUCAAGUGUGACUCGUACCCCUGCCCCAACACUGUGGACUGCUUUGUGUCGCGACCCACGGAGAAAACCAUCUUCACCGUGUUCAUGCUCUCCGUGUCGGGGGUGUGUGUUCUCCUCAACCUGGCCGAGGUGGCCUACCUGAUUGGCAGAGCCUGUCUGAGGUGUAUCCAUGGUAACCAGGACAAGAAUAAGGUAGCAGGGAUCGGUCAGAAACUGUCCUCCUACAAACAGAAUGAAAUCAACCAGAUGAUCGCUGACCAGUCGAAGUUCAAGUUCAACGUGGGAGCUAGGAAGACCUCUAUGGAGAAGGGAGAGAGGUGUUCUGCUUUCUGAUAGGCUGCCUUGGAAGGGAGAGAGGUGCUCUGCUUUCUGAUAGGCUGCCUUGGAAGGGAGAGAGGUGCUCUGCUUUCUGAUAGGCUGCCUUGGAAGGGAGAGAGGUGCUCUGCUUUCUGAUAGGCUGCCUUGGAAGGGAGAGAGGUGCUCUGCUUUCUGAUAGGCUGCCCUGGAAGGGAGAGAGGUGCUCUGCUUUCUAAUAGGCUGCCCUGGAAGGGAGAGAGGUGCUCUGCUUUCUAAUACGCUGCCCUGGAAGGGAGAGAGGUGCUCUGCUUUCUGAUAGGCUGCCCUGGAAGGGAGAGAGGUGCUCUGCUUUCUAAUAGGCUGCCCUGGAAGGGAGAGAGGUGUUCUGAUUUGCUGCCUAUGGAGAUGGGAAAGCAGGGCUCUGCUUUCUGAUACGCUGUCUAGUCCUAGUUCCCACAAAUGUUCACUGCUUCAAACUAAUGAACUGUAACCAGCUUGUAACCAUACUGGAUAGAAAUCCUCAAUAGCUCCAUCUAGUAAUAACAUCAAUCAUUCACUCGUUUAUUUCUUCAUCUAUUUAUUCUAGUGGCUGGUGCUAGGUUCUCACCAUUCCUAACGGUGGUAGGAUGUAGAGAAGAACAAACAAGCCCAGACAAACUCAAUGCUGGAUUGGAGAGAGAACUUUGUUUCAUCGUGAUCGACACAGUCACUGUUUUGUCUCACAACCUUGGGGCAGGAACUAGUGGAUAAAGGAACAUUUGUUUCGGCACAUGACUUGACAAACCCAUUGUAUUGGAACUCACUGAGUCUCCUACAGCAGGGAGACUACUCCUACAAUACGGAGAUUACUCCUACAGCGUGGAGACUACUCCUACAGCAAGGAGACUACUCCUACAGCGUGGAGACUACUCCUACAGCAGGGAGACUACUCCUACAGCACAGACUACUCCUAUAGACUAUUCCUACAGCACAGAGACUACUCCUACAGCAUGGAGACUGCUCCUACAAAGUGGAGACUACUCCUACAGCACAGAGACUACUCUUAGUCUACUCCUACAGCAUGGAGACUGCUCCUACAGAAUGGAGACUACUCCUACAGCACAGACUACUCCUAUAGACUAUUCCUACAGCACAGAGACUACUCUUAGACUACUCCU
Oncorhynchus mykiss (rainbow trout) is the source of this 2238-nucleotide messenger RNA. RefSeq names its product gap junction beta-1 protein-like. Gene Ontology annotation, biological process: cell-cell signaling. Gene Ontology annotation, molecular function: gap junction channel activity. Gene Ontology annotation, cellular component: connexin complex. Lineage: Eukaryota; Metazoa; Chordata; Actinopteri; Salmoniformes; Salmonidae. The record is from RefSeq and is a predicted model, not a curated record.